Molecule: messenger RNA, 999 nt
Organism: Closterium sp. NIES-65
Lineage: Eukaryota; Viridiplantae; Streptophyta; Zygnematophyceae; Desmidiales; Closteriaceae
Source: the annotation of a GenBank genome assembly
AUGUCACUUUCGAUCCCAAUGCCGUUCCCAUCGUCGCGGCCAAUGUCACUUUCGUUCCCAAUGCCGUUCCCAUCGUCGAGGCGGUACUGUUGCCCUUGCCUCCGCCGCCUAUUCGUCGCCCUCCCUUCCCCUUGCCUUCGCGCUCGCUUCCCCUGCCCGUCGCACUCCCGUCUCUUUUCCAUCGCGCACCCUGCCCCGUUCCCUCGCUUCCCCUGCCCGUCGCGCUCCCUUUUCCUGCUCGUCGCGCUCCCUUCUCCUGUUCGUCGCGCUCCCUUCUCCUGCUCGUCGCGCUCCCUUCUCCUACGCUUCUCCCCCUUCCCUACGCGCUAUUCCCCCUUCUCUACUCGCUGCUCCCCUUCCCUAGACGCUGCUCCCCCUCCCUAUGCGCUACUCCCCCUCCCUACGCGCUGCUCCCCUUCCCUAGGCGCUGCUCCCCUUCCCUACGCGCUGCUCCCCUUCCCUACUCGCUACUCCCCUUCCCUACGCGCUACUCCCCCUCCUUACGCGCUGCUCCCCUUCCCUACGCGCUGCUCCCCUUCCCUACGCGCUGCUCCCCUUCCCUACGCGCUACUCCCCUUCCCUACGCGCUACUCCCCCUUCCCACUCAUCCCUUCUCUUUCCUUUCCGUCUCGCCUUCUCUCCUUCCUUCCCUCUUCCCUACCGUCCUUCCCGUCCCUCCCGUCGCCCAACACCUUCCGUCCACACAGGGCAACCGCCUUGCAUCGGGCCUGUCACUACACACUUACAUGUGACACUCACUCCCGUUCUGCAAACUCACUCCCCUCCUCUCCUCUCCCUUUCCCCGUGUCCUUCCCUCCAUUUCCCCCCCUGUCCCUUCCCUGCCAUCCCCCGUGUCCUUCCCUCCGUUUCCCACCUUGUCCCUCCCUCCACCUCCCCCCUGUCUUUCCCUCCGUUUCCCCCCUUGUUCCUCUCUCUCUUUCUCUGUGUCCUUCCCUCCUGCCCCCACCUUCCCCCUCCCUUCCUUUCCUCCAUUCCUAA